AUGCUGCCGAAUCGUCCGUUACUGGCCGGUAAAGUUCUCGAACAUUGCCAAUCGGUGAUUCGUCGCCUACGUGUGGAAGCUGGGGGACUGGAGUUGGUGAUCUACAAGAUCGGUAUUACACAUGAGUGCUCGUCACGGUUCGAGUUGUACAGACAAAGGGGGUGGGACCGGAUGACAAUCAUGUUCAAGAGUGACAACUUAGCGCUUGUGGAAAUGCUAGCCACGGCGAAGCACGUCGUGACCAUUGCGAAGGCCUUCGCAGGAGAUGGCGAGUGUCGGGCACUGGAUGAGAUGGCUCGGUGUCCAAGGAAUGAUGCUGAGAAGGCACUACAAUCUGUAGUGAAGAAGUUUGAUUUGACCUUGAAUGUGCCCACUACACAGAAGACCUUUGCAACAAAUGUCACGAUACCAGUUCUGCUGCCGGAAGACUUCAUCAGAACCUUAUCUGACAAGGGGUAUCUGAACCGUCUUGUUGGAGGCUCUCUUGAGAGCAGUGGGCCGAGACUUCAAGAAUUCUGGAGCCGCUACAGGGCAUGGAUGCCUGAUCACGAGAUGUGGUCGCAUUCUCACUUCGACACUUCAACCUUGGUUCCGCUUAUGGUUCACGGCGACGGCGGGCGCACGUUUAAGAAAGACGAAUUAAUGGUGGUGCAAUUUCAGCCGGUGCUCGGGUUUGGAACACGAGCAUCGCACCCUUUACCGAAGCCAGAUAGGCCUGGUGUGAACCUUCGACAGCACACGUUCACGACACGGUUUCUAUAUGGGGUGCUACACAAAGCAGCCUACAAGGACAACGCAGCAUGCUUCACAAGCUUCUUCGACGUGCUCAUGCAAAACCUGGCGACCUUGUAUUUUGGCGGCCUUAUGCUUGGUGGCAAACAUCUUCAUUUUUUAGUGAUCGGUGUCAAAGGCGACCUUCCGUUUCUCCAAAAAGCCGCGCAUCUUGAGAGGACCUUCUUGAAUAUUCGGAAGGCGCCGAAAAAGGCAAGCAGCAAGCCGCUCGUCGGCUGCUGCCACUUAUGUCUCGCUGGCACCGAUAGCUUUCCUUUCGAAGAUUUUUCGCAAUCACCGAAAUUUCUGGAGACCAUGGGACCGUGCAAUCCUUACCCGUGGAGCUCAUUGCCACCAUUUGUGGAGUAUAUGCCAUGGGUGAGGACAAACCCCGCAGCAAUCUUGCGCUUAGACUUGAUGCACAUUAUGCAUCUGGGCGUCGGUCGAGAUUUCACGGGGUCUUCCUGCGUGGUGAUGCUAGAGCUGUGCGAGGAUGCAUCUUCUACCCCUGAGUCAUUGGACUGGCUAUCGCGCGAGCUCAAGCGGUUUUUGCGACACAGCAAGCGCCAAAUUCAUUUUCGAGGGCUUUCGCGGGAUAUGCUCGGCUAUCCCAAUGAACAUGCGUACCCGAGUGGGCACUGGUCCAAGGCUUCGGACACCCCGGUAAUCUUCGAGUUCAUCGUUUGGAUGCUGGAGCAACACGCAGCGAAGCGUGACCAGGACCCCCUUUUGAGGGUCAUUGCUGGGGGAGCGCAUGCGAUGGGCGUUUUCAUGCGCACUGUGCUCGGUGCUGAUCUUUGGCUUACAAGAGACGAGGCGGCAGUCACCUUCGAGGCUGGGAUCCACUUUUUGCGUUGCUACAGCAGAUGUGUCGAUAUUUGCUACGAGCGCAAGAAAUGCAGAUACAACUUGACUCCCAAGCUUCACUAUUGGCAUCAUAUUUGCCUUCAGCUACAGCAUGAUUUAUCCAGAACUCCAGCUUUGCACUACCUGCCGAGCCCGUUGUGGGAUGCGAACUUCUCCGAUGAAGAUUUUGUUGGCCGGGUUAGCCGCCUGAGCAGGCGCAUUAGCCCAAGGCUCUUGAGCCAGCGAACGAUAGGACGUUAUCUGAAUGCCACAAGAGUGCAGCUCCGUGCGGCACAGGGGGACUAG
Messenger RNA from Symbiodinium sp. CCMP2456, 1923 nucleotides. The record is from the annotation of a GenBank genome assembly. Lineage: Eukaryota; Dinophyceae; Suessiales; Symbiodiniaceae.